Molecule: messenger RNA, 1695 nt
Organism: Formica exsecta
Lineage: Eukaryota; Metazoa; Arthropoda; Insecta; Hymenoptera; Formicidae
Product: gem-associated protein 7-like
Exons: 3
Coding region: 120-437 (105 amino acids)
Biological process (GO): spliceosomal snRNP assembly
Cellular component (GO): SMN-Sm protein complex
Source: RefSeq, a predicted model, not a curated record
UAAAGGGUAAUAUAGUGUAGCUGUAAAGAGCAGACGUCGUGUUGACAGGUUGACACCGCCAUGUUGACUCCGGUACCUCGUGAUAUUAAUCUCGCGGAAUCAGAAUCGUUUUCUGGAAAAUGAUUGAACAAAUGGAAACUGACAUAACUUCGAGCGCGAAUACAGCCGAUUUGGAAUUUGCAGCUCCGGAGAAACAGAAGGCCCGUGCAUUUCUGCGCGAACGCUUCUUACGCGUUAUAACCGGCAUUGUUGGUAAACAAACGGAAUUUUAUUUACACGAAAAUACUCGUGUGCUGGGUGAAUUCAGGGGUUGCGAUGUGGAAUGUUCUGAGAUUUUCGCGAGAAAUUUGAAAACACCAAUGGGCACGAUUCCGGAAGCUAUUCUGCGAAACGGUGACAUUAUCUAUUUGGAUAUAGGUGACAUUAAUAUUGAUUAAUAAGAAAGGAAGGACGUUUUCAAACCUCCGUUAGUGACAACGAACUUUUGAUUCGUAAAAGACGACGGCACACGCCAGACAGGUGACAGGCCUCCUUUCCUUUCCGCGAUGAUGAAGCAAGCGAGAUUUUGUCAGUAAUCGUCUUGCAGUAAUGAAGCAUUGACAACGUAACGACGACAGACGAUAAACGAUGUUAAUCGAGAUUGGCAUAAAAACGUCACGUGUUCUUAUUCACCUCGACAGGAGAUUCAGGCUGUUAAAGCUCAAUUUUUUUUUUUUUUGACGAACGAGGUACCGUUAACCGUAUCGCUUCUUCUCCCUCCGCCAAGCUUCACCUUUCGAAAUUUCUUAUAUCCGUAUCAUUAUGGCUGAUGCCGUUCAGCCGAUUGGCUGCGUUUCAUAAUGCGACGAGAAUGUCUGUAGGUUUUCUUUUUACAAGGCACCCUCGUCUCGGAUGAUGAGAUGCAUUUACAUUUCUAUAUUCUUUUAUUACUGAGAUAUUUUCUCUUGCUUCGUUUCCCACAAGACGAAAGAUUACGCCGUUUCGCGACAGACGUCUGUUUGUUCCUUUGUAUCGAUAUAUACAUUGGUUAUCUAUCUUGCAUUGCAAGGUAAUUUAAUUAAACCACGUGGCGUAAGUGAGCUGUCAUUAGCGGGCGCGUGGAUCGCACAAUAUUUUUAUGUAAACUGCACCUUGAUAAGGCAUUUCCUAUGAUGAAAAAAAUGUUAAUACCUCGUUUAAUAGAUGAUUAGGCUAGGUAAAGCAUGGUAAUUUCUGAUUUUAUAGCCGUAGAUCCGAGAUUUGUUCGUGCCUGCUGGCGGUAUCGAAGAAGAAUGUAAUCAUUUCUGUGUAAAUGUUAUCCUGAAGAAUAUAAUUUAUAGAUAAAUACCGUCGAGGUACACGUAGAAAUUAAUAUGAAAUACUACCCGCCAUUUAUAUGUAUAUAAUAUAUUAUAAGUCACACAAGAAUCAGCUGCAUAUUUUUUUACAUCUCGAAGCGAAGAUAUUGAACGAGGAUAAUGUUUCAUCAUUGAGUCAAUGAGCCAACAAUUACAUUUAAGUACAAUAACUAACUUAAUAAUAAAUAACCUUACGACGAAAAAAAUACUCUAUCUCUAAAGAUUUUUUCAUUUGAGAAGCUUGCAAUAAGCAUAUUACUAUUAGUAAUUUAAAUAAUAUUUCUCGUAUUUAAGAAAAUUGUAGCCAUAAUUAAGCAAUUUUCUAUGAUUACUAUCGCAAAUUAAAAUAAUGGAAUCU